Molecule: messenger RNA, 1550 nt
Organism: Acanthopagrus latus (yellowfin seabream)
Lineage: Eukaryota; Metazoa; Chordata; Actinopteri; Spariformes; Sparidae
Product: THAP domain-containing protein 5-like
Exons: 4
Coding region: 145-1167 (340 amino acids)
Cellular component (GO): nucleus
Source: RefSeq, a predicted model, not a curated record
UAUUGGUCGGUUUCUGAACACAGUGACUCAAAUUGCUAUGAUUGGCGGAAACAUUGCGCACGUGGAGAAAUGAGACAGCCCGAAAAGAAGUCAAGCGAAGGAGCGUGGCCUGCGCGUAUUUCCGGCUUCGCUUCGGUCUGAGGUAUGCCACGGUACUGCGCUGUGAAAGUGUGCAGAAACCGCGGGGGGACGGCGACUAGACAAGACAACAAGAGAAUUAGCUUCUACCCGUUUCCCUUGCAAGACCAGCCUAGGCUUCAGAAAUGGGUGGACAACAUGAAGCGCGAGGAGUGGACCCCGAGUCGACAUCAGUACCUGUGCAGCGAGCAUUUUACAGAGGACUGCUUUGAUAUCCGAUGGGGCAUCCGCUACCUGAAGACCACAGCCAUCCCAACCGUUUUUCCCUCUGCUGAAGAUGAUGGCGAAAAAAAAGUUACCUCCGGCAAAAGAAGCCCCAAGGCCAAACCUAGAACUUUAGACAUCGACACUGAGUCUGCAGUAUCGGACUCUCCUCUCAGUAAGAGGCCUCUAAUUUUGAGCAGAACGUGCAAAAAGCUCCACUCAAGUGCGACAAACAUUGCCGAGCAGACAGAGACGAUAUUUGAUGCUCCUCUGGUGUCGAACGCUGGCAUAUCCUGUGACUCCGAGAUACAAACUGCUGCUCGUGAGAUACCAGGCGGCACUGGGACUUCAACAGCAUCCUGCCAGGCACUGUCCCCACGCAUCAAGCCACAUUCUGAAGAGCAGGCAGACCCAACAGUGACUGUGUUGUGCUGCCAGACAUUGGGCCCUUUCUCCAACGGAGAGGAAAACGUAGAUGAAGACGCCCUCCAAGCAGCAUUGGGCCAGGCUUUUAGCCUUGUCCCUGUGGAAGUGGUAAAGGAUGAACCUGCAAGUUACUUCCUAGAGGAGAAGGGACCCGGCGAGGGAGAGCACAUCUCAGUUUACGAGCACUCAUACUGCAGACCUGACACGGACAAAGAUCAGCUUUGGAGUAAGAUCUUAAGUUUGCAUGCAAAGAUCCUGGAGCUGGAUCACAGGGAGGAGAGCACGGUGGCCAAAAUCCGUGCUCUGGAGACAGAGAUAUCUCUACUGAAGAGAGUCGGUGCUGUGUUUGGUGAGAGGCAGAAAGUUUUAGAAGAUUAUAUAUCAUCUAUGUUGGUGUGAUUCUGCAGGAAAUCACAACAUGUGGACAGAAAAUGAGUGCUUUGUUUGUUACCUUUGAGGCACUUUUGCUGAAAAGUUGCACAUGCCUCCAUGCACAAAGCACAGCAUUACAAACUGUGUCAUACUGAACUCUUUUGGUACUCAGCAGAGCUGGGUAUAUGGGUAUGGAAAAUGAAUUUUUAAGCUCCUGCCAAAAGUUUUAAUAGUCUCAAACUACAACUGACUUUCUUCAUACAUUUCUACUGCUACAGUUUUGUGUGGGUUAGGGUUAGGGCACUAUGUAGUUUUAUAGGAGACAUUUAAACUCAGAAUGUUUAAUAUGUACAAUAUUAAUGACCUAAUGAUACAAACUCAGAAAUAUUUAUUUUUCCAUAACAGAAUCA